UUUGCUGAUGUACCCGGAACUGUUUCCAAGGUUUUCUCAGGUUCUGGUUGUGGCGUGGUGAUAGGUUCUGGGACCCAAGACAGCCGUUAUCUUCCCAGGUUAGCGAGAUAACCCCCUCCCCCCCGGCCUCGGGGACCCAGCGGCAGUGAUGUCUCCGGUGUCUCGCUCGCGCAGCCCGGAGAGGGAAGCCUCGGGCUCCAGGGUGAAACGCCGCAGUUCGUCGAGGAGCCCUAAACCCAGCAAAUCUACCCGCUCCCCGCGGGGCCGCCGCUCUCGCUCGCACUCUUGCUCUCGGUCUGGGGAUCGGAAUGGCCUCAGCCAUCAGACAAGUGGCCUCAGCCAAGGCUCCCGAAACCAGCCCUACCGCUCCCGCUCGCGGUCACGCUCUCGAGAGCGGCCUUCUGUGACGCGGGGCACCCCCUUCGCUUCUGCCACCUCGUCUGCCUAUUAUGGCGGCUACUCACGCCCCUACGGGAGCGACAAGCCUUGGCCUAGCCUCCUGGACAAGGAGAGGGAGGAAAGCCUGCGGCAGAAGAGAUUAAGUGAAAGAGAGAGGAUUGGAGAAUUGGGAGCUCCUGAAGUAUGGGGACUUUCUCCAAAGAAUCCAGAACCAGACUCUGAUGAACAUACACCAGUAGAGGAUGAAGAGCCAAAGAAAAGCACCACUUCAGCUUCUACUUCAGAAGAAGAAAAGAAGAAGAAGAAGAAGUCUAGUCAUUCAAAAGAAAGGUCCAAGAAAAGGAGAAAGAAAAAAUCAUCCAAAAGAAAGCACAAGAAGUAUUCUGACGAUAGCGACAGUGACUCUGAUUCUGAAACAGACUCCAGUGAUGAAGACACAAAAAGGAGAUCAAAGAAAGCCAAGAAAAAGGAAAAGAAGAAGAAACGCAGAUCGAAAAAAUACAAGAAAAAGAAGUCUAAGAAGAGCAGAAAAGAUUCCAGUGACUCAAGCUCUAAAGAUUCCCAAGAAGAGUUUCUGGAGAAUCCCUGGAAGGAUAGAUCAAAGCCUGAAGAACCCUCAGAUUUAAUUGGCCCAGAGGCUCCAAAAACACUUGCCUCUCAAGAUGAUAAACCUCUGAACUAUGGCCAUGCUCUGUUACCUGGUGAAGGUGCAGCUAUGGCUGAAUAUGUAAAAGCUGGAAAACGUAUCCCACGAAGAGGUGAAAUUGGUUUGACAAGUGAAGAAAUUGCAUCAUUUGAAUGCUCGGGUUAUGUAAUGAGUGGUAGCAGGCACCGCCGAAUGGAGGCUGUGCGGCUACGGAAAGAGAACCAGAUCUAUAGUGCUGAUGAGAAGAGAGCUCUUGCAUCCUUUAACCAAGAAGAAAGACGAAAGAGAGAAAACAAGAUUCUGGCCAGUUUUCGAGAGAUGGUAUACAGAAAAACUAAAGGGAAAGAUGACAAAUAAGGAUUUUCAGAUUGUUCAGCAGACAUUUUCAACAAAAAGUCUGGGUUCCAUAUAUACAUACAAAAAGGUUAUUAUGAUCUGGAAAUCUUUACAGUGCUACUGUGCCUUCUAUUUAAUUCUUUCAGUCCUUCAAUAAAAAGCUGCUUAUUGAUAUAACUUUGGUAUAUUUUGGAUUGCCCAUAAAACUUUCUGGUUGAAAAAUCCAAAUUGUGAAUGAAAUCCUACUAUAUUUGGGGAGGUGACAUUGAGAGAAGAUGUCAGUGAGAUGAAAAAUAAGUUGCACUGUCUCAUACCAUGGGACAGUGCUACUCUUAGCUCUCCAUGACGCUCACCCCCGCCCCAAGUGAACUUGUGGGAAAUUAUUCCUCUAUGUUGAAUGUGUUAUAAAUGGAUUGAUAGAACCACACAGGAGGCCAGUUUUGCUAACAAAAUUAAGGCAUUGCUGAAAAAAAGCAAAUCUGGGAUUUGAAGAUUGACUUUAUUGUACAAUAUAUAAUCUGCCUUGAACACAAUGUAUUUUGAUUUUAGUCCCUACCCUCACCCUAAAACCCACAAACAAACCAAAAUGCAAAUUAACCCACAGACUUACUAAAUUGAAAAUGUGAACAUUAGUUUUAAAAUUCUUAACAGGUUAUUAAAAGUGUUUUUUCCAAAUAUAAAAUAUUGGGACAUCUACUGUUGUGCCAAUGUAAGUACAUUAUUUUCAUCUAAGCUGUACUUGGAUCAUAAUUUGAAUACUAGAAAUGAAUGGGAGUCAACUGUGGUCAGGCAUUUAAUACGGAAAAAAUAUGUCAUUACUUUAACUUGGUUGUUUUAUAAGGAUGAAGCUAAAAUUUUAUUCAACAUUUUUUGCCUGUCCUUUAUGUAAUUUUUGUCUAUCCUUUACAUAAACCUUUCAGUUUAUUUUUUACAUCAGUCAUGCAGUUUAAUCUUUAAUUUUAUAUAGAACCCCCUCAAUUUAUCACUUUUUUAUGGCUACUAUUGACUUUUUUUUUUAAUAUAUUUUAUUGAUUUUUUUACAGAGAGGAAAGGAGAGAGA
Molecule: messenger RNA, 2441 nt
Organism: Myotis myotis
Lineage: Eukaryota; Metazoa; Chordata; Mammalia; Chiroptera; Vespertilionidae
Gene: NKAP
Product: NFKB activating protein
Exons: 9
Coding region: 149-1402 (417 amino acids)
Biological process (GO): negative regulation of DNA-templated transcription
Cellular component (GO): nucleus
Molecular function (GO): chromatin binding
Source: RefSeq, a predicted model, not a curated record